This is a messenger RNA of Sitophilus oryzae (rice weevil), 2904 nucleotides long. RefSeq names its product RNA-binding protein 25-like. Gene Ontology annotation, cellular component: spliceosomal complex. NCBI's taxonomy places the organism in Eukaryota, Metazoa, Arthropoda, Insecta, Coleoptera, Curculionidae. Gene Ontology annotation, molecular function: mRNA binding. The transcript has 15 exons. Gene Ontology annotation, biological process: mRNA processing; regulation of alternative mRNA splicing, via spliceosome. Bases 393 to 2855 code for a protein of 820 amino acids. The record is from RefSeq and is a predicted model, not a curated record.
CGUCGUUAUUGUCAUAAUGAAAAUAUAGCUUGAAAAGCGUUGAAAAAUAAUUCUGUUAACUAUUCCAAAGGUUUUCAGUUUAUAUUUAAUUUAACGAAAUAUAUAUCAUAAUUACAUAAAUAUUUUCUUGCUAAAUUUUAUCGCAGCUAACAACAGUGUAUCCACGCUAUCCCCAGUUAAUAUAUUGUUAAGGACACAAAAUGGUGGUUUUAAAAAUUUGUCAUGUCUUUCGUAUUGUGUAUUUUGUUUAAAUUGUUUAUAUUCUACUAAAUUAUAUUAACUUAUAUUUAAUCAUUUAUGAACAAAAGGUGUCAACUGUAUAUAUUUUUUUAAUAUUUAAAAUUAGUACGAAAGAUUGCGUUGCUUUAAAAUUUGAUUAACAUAUUUUACAAAUGUCUUAUCCUGGACGUCCUCCGAUAAUGCAAGGCUUAUCAAUGUAUGCCAUGCCUAUUAGUGGCCCUCCGCCACCUCUUAUGCCCUCUGUAAUGCCAAUUCAACACCAAAUGGUGCCUAUACAAGUUUCUGGAGCAACACAAAUAAGAGGUUUCCCAAAACUAAAUCCUAAUAGAAAUGAACAGAAAAAAUUGGAGGGUCCAGCUGUUACAGUAUUUGUUGGAAACAUUACGGAAAAGGCUCCAGAUGCUAUGAUUAGGCAAAUAUUAGCCGCUUGUGGUCAAGUCAUAAGUUGGAAAAAAGUUAAAGCUUUCGGUUUCUGUGAACUUGCAGGACCUGAUGCGGGUCUACGAGCAGUCAGAUUAUUACAUGAUUUAAUGGUUGGUGACAAACGAUUAGUUGCAAAAGUAGAUGCAAAAACACAAGCCGUUUUAGAUGAAUAUAAAGCUGAGAGACGGAAAAGACAAAGGUCAUCUCCAUUGCAAGACGAACCUGAAGAAGAAGAGUUGGAUGAAGAAACUCAACAACUCGAUGUUUUGGUUAGGGAGAGGAUAAAACAAAUUUUGGCGGAUUAUCAGGAUGAGAUGAAUAGUUUCGAAUACAAAAAAGAAGGAGAGAUUAUGCAUACCUGGAAUAAAGUUCUUGCUGAUGCUGAAGUUGAAGAGGAAAAGCGUGAUUUAAUAACAAGAGAAAUUGGGAAAUUUAGGGAAAUUAUGAAAAAACAGGAAGAAGAAAAAGAAGUAAGAAAAAAGAAGGAAGAAAGGGAAAAGACUCGCGAGAAGGACCGCUCUAAUUCUCAUUCACCCAGUCCAAAGCGUAAAGAAAAAGAUGAUAAAAGACGCAAACGUUCCAGGUCAAGAACUCAUGAAAAAGCACGUGAGCAGGAUAGGGAACGGGAAAAAGAGAAAGAGAGGGAACGAGAGCGAGAACGUGAAAAAGAAAGGGAACGCGAACGCGAACGCGAACGGGAAAGGGAAAGGGAACGCGACAGAGAGCGUGACAGGGAUCGCGAUAGGGAAAGGGCCGAGAAACUAAGUACUAAAGAAUUGCUUCGAGAGAAAGAAGUCGAAGAAGAAAUGAAGGAGAAGAAAAAAUGUGAACGAAGAGCUAGAGAAAAGGAGGCUGCAUACCAAGAACGUCUAAGGGCCUGGGAAACAAGGGAAAGGCGCAAGUUUAAGGAAUACGAAAAAGAAAGAGAAAAGGAACGACUUAAAGAAGAGGAGCGCGAGCGGGAUGCGAAAAGGUUAAAGGAAUUUCUAGAGGAUUAUGAUGAUGAGCGUGAUGACGUUAAAUACUACAAGGGAAGAGAAUUACAGCGAAGAGUGGCAGAAAGAUUGAAAGAAGCUGAAUCAGACACAAAAGAUCGAUUAAAAGAAAAGGAAGAGAUGGAAGAACUGCGGAAAAGAAUAUUUUCUGAAGAACAUGAGGAUCCAAAUGAAGUAUUUGAAAAAGCAAAAAAGGAACGAGAGGAACAAUAUAAACCCAAAUUAUUAAUCGAUGUCAAUUUAGAACAUUGGAAACAAAAAGAGCGAGAAAAGGAAAGAGAAUUUGAAAGACAGAAAGCUAGAGAAAGAGAGCGACAUAGGGAAAUUGAACGAGAUAGAAGGCAUAAAGAAGAAAGGGAAAAAUAUAUUGUUGCACAGGCAGCUCAAGAACUUGCUGCUGUUGAGGCUGAACCUAUAGAUAGUGAUAGUGAUAUGGAUACCAACCAUUAUAGUCCAGUAGCUAUUGAACAGGAUGAGAUCAUGUCAAAUGAUGAGAAUAGUGAAUCAGCACAGUGGACUGAAGUCCAACCUCCUGAUGAGGAUUCCAAAGAGUCGUUUUCUUCAACGGCCGAGCAGCCUGUUCAAAAUUUAUCAGCUGGAACUGGGAUGAAAAUCACUUUAUCCAAGCCAAUAGCAUUUAAUAGCUCACAUUCUCCUACUCAACAGAAUAGACAUCAAGGUGACUCUAAGAGGAAGAAAAUAGAUCUACGAGAUGUCUUUAAUCCAGAUGAAGAUGAUACUUCUAUUCAGGUGAAGAAACGAAAAUUAGUUCCUUUAGAUUAUAAUGAAGAUAAAAAAGAUAAGUCUCGGAAAGAGAAAGAAAAUAACGAGAAGAAAGCUGAAGAGUCGAAAUCUCAGGAAGAAAAACGGAAACACAUUAAGACUCUUAUUGAAAGGAUACCAACGGAAAAAGAGGCGUUGUUUACUUAUAAGUUAGAUUGGGCUCAAAUAGAUAAUCACCUAAUGGAAAAGAAGAUUCGACCAUGGAUAAACAAAAAGAUUAUUGAGUAUAUUGGUGAACCAGAGCCUACAUUAGUCGAUUUCAUUUGUAACAAAGUAUUAGCGGGUUCACUACCUCAAACGAUUCUAGAGGAUGUACAAAUGGUAUUGGAUGAGGAAGCAGAAGUAUUUGUUGUAAAAAUGUGGAGGUUAUUAAUUUAUGAAGUAGAAGCGAAAAAGUUAGGUUUAGUUAAAUAAUAUUCAUGUAAGAACUUGUAAAUAAUGAAAUGUUUUUUAGCAGAGAGAA